AAACGCUAGAUGGCUGUUAACUCGAUGUUAUUAACAGCUGAUUUCGAUUUAAAAUUAUAACAAAUGUCAAAUCGGUUUUAAGAUCAACUUUUAUCCUCUGAUGUCGAUGAAUUUCUUAAAUAAACUGAUAACUUCAAAGAAAAAAACCUCUAAAACUGAUAAUAUUGUAGUAGUUAAUAAUGUGCCAACCUCCAGUCCUCAAUCAUCUACUCUUAAAACUACCCAUUUUAAUCUACCAUUCACUCCUUUGAUACCUGACAAUGUACUAUCAACAGGGUUACUUCAAUUGGAUCCGCAGCCGUUGAGUGAUUUUGGUUUAACCAUUGAGGAUUAUCUUCGGAAAAAAGUGGAAACUGUUUCUCGAAAUCAAUACAAAAUUUGUGAAAUUAUUAAAGAAACUGAAUCUACAUCAAUAUUUUUAUCAAAUUAUCUAGAUGCCAAAGAUAAACGGUUAAAGAAGGUUGAAGAAUCAUUCGACAAGGUACAAGAGCUUUUGAACAAAUGUGAAUCAAGUUUGGAAUCGUGCUUAACAAAUAUUGACAAUCUCAACAGAUCGCUGCCACCUCAUCUUAAACUAGAAAACUUAGAAUAUAACAAGAAACUGGAAACUUCAGAUUAAUUGUUUACCACAAUUACAAUGGAUCUUUCACGAAACGAAAAUGACAAAUCAAGAUGAACAUAUUGUACAUUCACCAGAAAAAUUACUUUUGUAUCAAGGAAAUGAAAUUUUUACUAUUUGUUUCAAAGCUAGAUGUGUAAUGUAAAUGCUCAAUGUUUUUCUGUGAAUGUAACACUCAUUGAAAUAGCAAUAGCAAUCAUUUCAUUGAAACCUGUCUAUCACCUUUAUUAUGACUUCAUUACAUUGUAUAAAGAACAAUUAUUCCAUCUUCAUGCUAAAUUUUUAUCCAAAGACCUUAUAAAAUUACUUAUCUGGCUAA
This is a messenger RNA of Tetranychus urticae (two-spotted spider mite), 938 nucleotides long. The record is from RefSeq and is a predicted model, not a curated record. NCBI's taxonomy places the organism in Eukaryota, Metazoa, Arthropoda, Arachnida, Trombidiformes, Tetranychidae.